Molecule: messenger RNA, 342 nt
Organism: Colletotrichum spaethianum
Lineage: Eukaryota; Fungi; Ascomycota; Sordariomycetes; Glomerellales; Glomerellaceae
Product: mitochondrial zinc maintenance protein 1, mitochondrial
Exons: 3
Coding region: 1-342 (113 amino acids)
Biological process (GO): mitochondrial respiratory chain complex III assembly
Source: RefSeq, a predicted model, not a curated record
AUGUCCCUGCCUGCGUAUCGACACCUCUGGCGCGCUGCGAGAAUUGCCUUCAAAGGCGACGAUCGCGUUCUCACAGCUGCAAAGCAGCAGAUUCGUCAAGGCUUCAGGGACCAAGCCAACCUCGCACCGACAAACCCGGCCUACGACCAAGCCAUCCAAAAAGCCGAAGACAUUGCCAAGAUCCUUAGAGAAAAUGUCGUUCAAGGAAAACAAGACGAGUCUCAAAUUUACAAGUACCUCUCAGAGUUGCGCAUUCACGAGGACACCGAGCGGGGCGAUAAUGAUUCUGUCAAGAUAGCCGGCAGCGGCAAAGCUAUUACGGGUGGGUGUGGCUGCAGCUGA